This is a messenger RNA of Bombina bombina (fire-bellied toad), 1824 nucleotides long. Its product is annotated as E3 ubiquitin/ISG15 ligase TRIM25-like. Lineage: Eukaryota; Metazoa; Chordata; Amphibia; Anura; Bombinatoridae. Gene Ontology annotation, molecular function: protein binding; zinc ion binding. The record is from RefSeq and is a predicted model, not a curated record. The transcript is spliced from 2 exons. Bases 114 to 1745 code for a protein of 543 amino acids.
AUCAGGAUAGUUUGAACUUUCUAAGAUCACUGAUAGGGUAAUGAAACAUUAACCCCUCCCUGUGCUGAAGACUAAAAGACCUUCAGUUCCAUUUCCUGCUGCAGGAUACAAGCAUGGCUUCUGCUGGUCUGAGACAGGAGCUGACCUGCACCAUCUGCCUGAGUAUUUAUACAGAUCCUGUAUCUCUGAGAUGUGGCCAUAACUUCUGCCUGGGCUGUAUUGAGAAUGUGAUGUGUACCCAGGAGGGGUCUGGGCUUUAUACCUGUCCUAUGUGCAGAAAGAGAUUCAGUAACAGACCUGGGCUGCAGAGGAACCGGAAGCUACGUAAUAUAGUAGAAUGUUUCAACUCUAAUCAAGGGAUAGACUCUAGAAUCUACUGUACCUAUUGUUUUAACUCUCCUGUACCUGCUACUAAGUCCUGUCUGCUGUGUGAGGCAUCAUUUUGUGAUUUCCACCUGAGGGAACACAGCAAGUCUGAGGAACACGUCCUAACUGAACCCACCACUUCCUGGAGAAACAAAAAAUGCUCUAAACACAAGAAGCUGCUGGAGUUUUACUGCAUUAAGGAUGCUGCCUGUAUCUGUGUGACCUGCUCUGUGGCCGGAGAGCACAGGGGACACCAGAAGGAGCCGCUGAAUGAGGCUUAUGAGAAGAAGAAAAAGAGACUGAGAGAUGUUCUGCAGAAACUGACCACAAAGAGAGAGGAGGCUAAGAAAAGAGUCCAGAGUCUGCAAGAGCACAGGAGAGGAAUGCCAGAGAAAGCCGCUGGUGUAACAGGGCGAAUCACUACCCAGAUUCGGAAUAUCAGGGAAAAACUGGAUAAGCUAGAGAAGAAAGUCCUGAGUGACAUCACCCGGCAGCAGGAGCAGGCUUUACUCACAAUCUCUAAAGUGAUCCAGCAGCUGGAAAAAGAGAAUAACCAGCUGACCAGGAAGAUUUGUCACGUUGAGGAGCUGUGCAGCAUGACUGACCCAUUUACUGUCCUACAAGAACGGGAAUCAAACAGAGCUGACUUUUGUGGUGCUGAGAAGGUCCCUGCUGGGGAGGAUUUGGAUGAGGGUCUGAUCUCAGUGUCCUUAUACACAGGUUUAGCUGAUAUUAUGCAUGAUGUAAAGAGCCAGCUGUAUAUGCAGGUGCCAUCAGACAUAUUACUGGAUAUAAACACAGCUCAUAAUAAUGUUAUUGUGUCAGAUGACCUGAAAACAGUAUCCUACUCACGUAUAAACCAGCAGCGAGCAGAAACACCAGAGAGAUUUACAGAUACUCCUCAGGUAUUAAGCACCAGGAGCUUUUCCUCAGGACGACAUUACUGGGAAGUGGAGUUCGUUGAAUAUGCCCACUGGUUUGUCGGGGUCUGUUAUGCCAGUAUGGAGAGGGGAGGAGAUCAUUCCUUAAUCGGAAAGAAUAACAAGUCCUGGAGUUUGUGUAAAAUUGGUAAAUAUCUUUCAGUGAAACAUAACUCAAUACGCACAAAAUUACGUCACUGCAUCUCAUUUAACGGAAUAGGAAUACUACUGGACUAUAAGGCUGGGCGCCUGACCUUUUAUGAGCUUUGUGACCCAAUCAAACACUUAUACACCUUCACUACCACCUUCACUGAGCCUCUUCAUGCUGCAUUCUGGCUCAACCGCAAUCGGUCACAUUUAGGGGUGGUGAUGAUCAUGAGAUGUAACAAACACAAAAGCGGCGUUCCAAGCAACUACCAGGGGCCCGGCAAAGGAACCGGAAGUGACGCCGGUCUGUAAAAAAUCUUCCCAUAGAGAUCCAACGGAGUGCCGUAGCAGUGGCGAAACCCAGCCACUAUGUACAAACAGGAACAGAGAG